This is a messenger RNA of Purpureocillium takamizusanense, 13249 nucleotides long. RefSeq names its product HECT-type E3 ubiquitin transferase (gene TOM1). Gene Ontology annotation, biological process: proteasome-mediated ubiquitin-dependent protein catabolic process; positive regulation of protein catabolic process; protein polyubiquitination. The coding region runs from base 871 to 12903 and encodes 4010 amino acids. The transcript is spliced from 4 exons. Gene Ontology annotation, molecular function: ubiquitin-protein transferase activity. The record is from RefSeq and is a predicted model, not a curated record. Lineage: Eukaryota; Fungi; Ascomycota; Sordariomycetes; Hypocreales; Ophiocordycipitaceae.
CGCACCUGCCUUGGACAUUCGGUAAAUAAGGUAAGGUACCUUGGGCAGUAAGGUACUUUACUACUGGGGCUUUCACGAGGUGUCCAGUGCCGCCCGUCCCUUGAUGAGGCACCGACUUGAGCCAACCUUGAACUUCCAGGUCUCCACUGCCCACCGCCCGAUCGCUGGUCCACGCCUAUUACGCAAAGGCCCACUUCUCCCAACCUGACGUUUCGACGUCCACCACCUCAGCACAAGCACCUCUUUUUCUCCGCCGACACCCAUCUGUCCCAACCAGCACCACUACGGCACCGUCUCUUCUGUGCAUGACGCUCACCGAACCCGCACUUCGUUGUCCAAGCAAGCCUCACGACCGGCUUGCUUGAAUCUGCACUGUCGCCUGCGUCGAGCCGGAGCCUCGCGGAUCAAGCCCUGUUCCUGGACGACCUGCACUCGUCAAGGAACCCAGUGGACCUGCUUCGCCUGGCUGCGUGCCCAUCGCCUGGAUCUCGGCCAUAGGAACGACGUCGAAGCGUCUUCUACCAGACCCCUUCCGUUUACCUGCCCGAGGCCUGGACUGCAUACUCCGGUGCAAAGAGUCGCCGUUGUCGACGCCUUUCGAGACCCUCUUCCGGUGCUGUGCGCUCCCCAGCCUGGGACGCCUGUUGUACGACACUACCCCCCGCGUUCAUACAGAACCGACGAGUUGCCCUCCUACAUUAUUGCUCGCUCUAGCAUCAGCCGCCACGCAAGGACACGCACCAGCAACUGUCCGACUGAGGGCCCUUCGCCUUUGCGCGCAGCGUUGUUGCUCCGGCCGGCUGGCCGCCUGUAGUGGAGGGGGAGCUUGUUUUUUUCGUCGCCGCGGCUUCUGCCGCUCCUGCUUUCACCAUGGGCAAGAUAACAAAGACGAUGCAGCCCAAACAUAGGGAGACGCUGUCGCCCUGGCUUCGUAACUAUGUCCAGACCACCGCAGCCCUCCCACUGCCAUCUUUGCCAAAGCACCUCUCCGAAUUUCCGUCGAGAUGGCCGUUUGGACGUGGCGAUUUAUAUCACUGGAUACCUCUUCUCAACCGCUUCGACAGUAUAUUGGGGCAGUUUUGCAAGACCUACAAGCUGCAUGAAGGCCCCCAGACGCGCGACUUCGGAGCUGAGAUGCUCUCGAACCAUGCCGAGGAUACGCCUUUUAGCAGCGAGAAGCUGUGGGAUGUGCGUGAGUUGGAGCAACUUGGACUUGCGUCGGACGGCGACAGGCUGCUAGUGGAAGCCGUCCUGCGCUUCACUCGCAUGCUCCUCGAACACUGCGGCAACCGAAGCAUUUACGCCAGCAGCGCCCAUUUGAACGAUCUCUUGAACAGCACAUCGCUGUCUAUCCUCAUUGUCACCCUCGAAGUUGGGUCGGAGCUGGCCCAACGCUAUCAAGCGUCCGUCAAGCGUUUCGGCAGCCCUUCGAGGCAGAUCAGUGCCGCCUUGCUGGCGAACCACUACAACAUCGACCUGGAUCGCGUUCAGCAAAUUGCGUUGCCAUUUGUCAAGACCCCCAUCGUGAGCCUCGCCGACUCCGCGCCCAAUGCGACCCCCGCGUCUGCCAAGGGCAAAGAGAAAGCGCAUAGCAGUGCCGCUCGAGCUGCCACCUCCAUGCAUGCAAACGACCUCACCGCCCUUGUGUCCUCAGACGACAUUGGCUGGAAGGAUUGGGCCGAUGUCCGGGUCUUUUACUACCCGGAGGAGACGGCGCCGAGCAACGAUGCUGUUGUGGAUCAUGGUCGCACGUCGGCUCCUUCAACGCCAACGCCGCUGCGACGGAGCUCCACCAUGACUGCACAGCAGCAUACCCCGAGAACACGCAACGCCCCCGGCGAGGACUCGUCGCCCCUGGGGCCUCGAACACCAGCUGUUGCCGAAGAGCACGUCACCCCAGGACAGAAAUCAUUUGAUAUUCCUCGAUCGGCUGUCAUCUCGACCCCCAUAUCAGAUCUCACGUCCCGCUGUCCUCAGGACAUGCCUGCUGCCGCCAAGUACGAAGUGUUCCACAGGCUGCGCGCUGCCAAGGCCUUGUUUGAGUCGUCUGAGACCCGUCGGCAGAUCUUGGCCACGCGCCUACUCGCCAUAACCAACCUGGCAUACAUCCACACCGAAUCCAACUUUUUGGAGAAGGUGCUUCGCCAGGACAUUGAUGAGACCAGACGCUAUCAGUUGGUGUAUCAGCUGGCAGAGCUCAUCCACCCGUCUGCCAGUGGCCGAGUCGAGGUGCCCUUAUGGCUGCAAUCCAUUGCACUUGCUCUCAUGGAGGCAGUUUCGAAUUUUCACGCCAGAUGCCAGGACGUGCUGUCAGCUCUCAACGCCAACGUCAACCAUGGAAUCCUACUCUAUGUCAUCCGAAAAGCCGUUGCCGGAAUGGAGAAGGACAGUGGUGAUGAUGACAGCGAACAUGUCACUGAGGCGGAUGAAUGGCGAAACAACUUAUUUUCCUUGACGUUACAUCUGUCCAUGGCUACUCGUGUCGGCAAUGAAAUGGUAUCGGCCGGCCUCAUGGACAUCCUCGUUGAGAUUCUCAACAUCCGGUCCAAGAUCGCUCAGCGCCACCACGCCAUGGUGUUGGCGUUCGUGGAUGGUCUGAUAUGGACAUACCAGAAUGCCUUCACGGCCUUCUUCAGCACAAAUGGGUUGGAUGCUGUUGCUAAGUUGGUUGUCGAUGCGGUUGGCGACGCUCGAACAUUGUUGAAAGCCUCUCAAGGCUUGAAGCCGGAGCAGCAGUCCAGCGCCGUUGAUUACUUGAUUCCUUUCUAUCAGCAGCAGACGCUCAAGUGGCUGCUCAAGUUUGUUCACCACAUCAUGGCUAAUUCGUACACCUAUGGGGCCAACACCGACCGGCUCCUGCGAAAUCUGGCCGAGAAGUCUGACCUGUUGAGCAGCCUGCGUGAAAUAAUGGAAGACAAGAAGUCUUUCGGUUCGGUCGUAUGGACGCACACUGUCACAAUCUUGAGCGACUUCAUCAACAACGAUCCCACCAGCUUCGCAGCCAUUUCGGAAUCGGGCAUGGUCAAGACGUACCUAGAGGCCAUCACUGGGAGUUCUGUGACCGACUUGCACUCGGGCGGCGAACAAACUCAGGGGGACGAGGGGGAGGAAGGCAGUGAAGAUGAUGACGAUUCCCUUGAUGAUGCCAUCAACUCCAUCGUUGAACAAGAUAACCGACCGCAUCCGCCUCCAGACGAAGCACUGCGUCGAGAACGACGUGGACCACUUGCCGCAGGUAUCCUGGCCUCGGCAGAGGCCAUGAGCGUUGUGCCCCAGGUGUUGAAUUCGCUCUCUCUCAACAACACUGGCAUGAAGAUGGUCGUGUCCUCGCGGGCUUUUGAUAGCUACCUGCAAAUAUUCGAAAGCUCCACCCACGUCAAGUGCAUGCAGUCGGAUAGAGAUCUCGCCCACACCAUUGGCAGCAGUUUUGACGAGCUCGCCCGUCACCACCCCCAGCUGCGGACGCCGAUAUCAAACGCCGUAAUCGACAUGGUGGCACGCGUGCGCUUCCUGGGCCUUGAAAGGGCGCGCACAGCUGGAUGGGGUGCCAAGUUGCUUCUCACAAGGGCCGGCGGCAAGCUACUCACGGUCACCGAGACUGGGAGCUUGGAAGAUGUCAACACACUCCCCACAGGCAAGGAAUCCGCGUCCACCGGCGAUCUGGACGUCGAUAUGGCUGAUGUUGCAUCUCCCAAAGACGCAGCUCCGGCGGCCAAGGUCGAGAAGGAGCCCGAAGCUGCCACAGAGUCGAUUACGCCAUACAUCCACGCGCUUGCCAGCUUCCUCACAGCUUACUUGUCAAACGGAAUGCUCAAGACGUACUUCAUCCGGAAGGGUGGAAUCGAGCUUUUGCUUGACAUCUGCCAAUCGCCUAGUCUCCCUGCUGCCUUUGGCGAUACGGCCGCCUCUAGGGGCUUGACUCAGGUUGUGGUGCAGCUGGUGGAGCAAUCUCCCAUGCGCGCUCUUCCUUCCCUGUUGCGGCGCGCCCAAGAUGCGAUCGACGUGCUGAAGCCUCUAGGUGCCAAGACUGAGGCCCUUCCGCCGUACUUUGCCGCGUUCCUGGACCGAGACUUGGAUAUUCCCAAGGAUGGCGCGGAUCUCCCGGAGCCUGUCAAGACGGGCACCAGAAUCAUCAAAGCACUGUUGAACGCACAGACGCUGCUUAAGAUCGCGUCUGAUUGUUUCUUUACCUCAAGGAACAACAAUGUUUCGUUCUAUCCGGUGAAUGUCUAUGACUACUAUCUGGCGCUGGUCAAAUCGAUUGGUCCUUUGUUACGGGGUGUUCUGGCCGAAGAAGCUGGCCAGCUGUCGGUCGUCCCACAGCAUUGGUCGCUUAGGCGGCAGCCGUCGGUAGGUGGCACCAACUCCCGAGAGAUCCAGGGCGAAGGCGACGAUGCGGCAUCUCUGCCAGAUGUUAUCAACGGCACGAGCAACUGGAGAUUAGGCGAGAAGGCGGACGAGACGACGCCGCGACGACCUACGGAGCAAGAGCAAGCUAGCCCUUGCUUUCAGAACUACGAAACGUUGAGAGUGCUGCUGCAUCCCAUGAUCCCGACUUCAUUUCCAUUGUUCCAAGCGCUGGGGCGAUCGCUCCUACCACGGCGCAGCGAGACAUCACAUCCUGAGCCGUUCACAAGAUGUCGCCACCUCGAAAUAGCCAAGGCCCUUGCCGACUGCGUUCUAGCUCAUCUGUCGCCUUCAGUCAUGAUGCCAGAACCGUCCUCCAAAGAUUUCCAUUAUUGGAUCAUCAUGCUGCACACAGUGCACGAGAUGCUCAUCGACCAGCCUCCGACCAGGCAGAGCGACCGUCCAAGCAUGCACAUCAUUAUGCCGGUGCUCCUUGCGUUCAAAGAGCUAGGCGGCUUGGAUGUUUUGAACACGAUGCUUCGAGUUUUCGCUCGCGCCAUCCGUCAGGUACCUGGUAAUAACAAUGAUGAGUCGUCAAAAAGCAAGGUCGCAGCGUUUGGGCUGAAGAAAGUCCUCGAUCUGUACCAUAUAUUGCUCAACGGCAAGUAUCUCACGGAUACUGGGAACUUCUUCAAUCUCCACCCCUGGAACGGCGAGAGAUCACAUUCGGGUCUGGCCCUGCAGCAAGUCGUUGUCGAAUUCCGCGCCAUUGCGAUGCCGGCGAUCGUCGAGCUCUGGGACUCGAAUCUGGUUGAGAGCGUUCCGGAUUCCACUGUCAAGCGACUGCUUGACAUUCUCAAAGUGGUUUCCCUCGGCGAGCACGAGUUGCCGCAAUUAUCCAAGACCGUUCCGCCCUUUGACCCGUUUCGAUACACGGACGCUCGUUUCGACUGGCAACCGCACCGCAAUGUCGUGGCCGAGACACUGAAUAAUGGCUAUGAAGAGAGUCUCGCGCACGAGGCUGCGUACAGGACCAAUGGCAACAUGACAGGUACCACAGAAUACUGCCGUGCCCAUAGAGACGGGCUUGCUGGUCCACGCAACCCUAUCCCGCCCGAAGACGCCGACGUUUCGGCUCUUGCUGUUCUCGAGCCGGCAAAUAACGACCAGGAUGAAUCGACAAACGAAGCCGUCUCAAGCGAGCGUCCCAGCCUGUCUGAUGUAGAUCGCAUGUCCCUGGAUGCGUUACCAGACGUGGCUACAGAGGGGCUGCACGAUUUAAUGGACAGCGGUGAUGCCACCGCUGACGAGGGGCAGCGCGUGCAAUCGUCUACCCCUACGGCACCUGUGGCCGACUCGGGUGAACCAGAAGUUGUUCGCAAGUUCGUUGCUGCUAAAAAGAACCUUGGUUCGUUGAGAGAAAAGUUGAAAAACAACUUGAUCGACCAAUGCCUGGACGUCAUUCGGGCCCAUCCGGAGACUGCCAUCGAGGUGUCAGAUCUCAUUACUGCCGUGGUGCUACGUCGGCAAAAUCAAGAGGCUCAGGAGGAUGUCGGGCCCACGGUGUCGUCUGCAUUGUCGUCGCUCGCCUUCGAUGACGAGGACAAGAAGCGGAAUGGCAAAUGCAUCGCCGCAUAUGCCCACUUGCUGGCUUUGCUGCUUCAAGAUGACAAGUUUUUCGAGCGUAACCUCGAGACCCUGGGAGACAAGGUUGACGAAUACGUUGGUUUCCUGAAGCUACCCACCUCUUCCUCGACAGAUGAGCUACCUCCCUGGAUCCCAUACAUUCUGCUCAUUGUUGAGACCUUGCUGUGCCGUGACGAACGGCCCGUCGCCGCGCAGUGGAAGCCUCCUGUUUCGUUGGACGAACCAGUAGCGGCACCAGUCGUACACAAGGGAUCUGUGCUCGUCGGCGACCAGCAACGAGAGGAUAUUCUCACUUCUCUGCUCGAACUUCUGCCUCGAAUUGGCAAGGAAGAGAUGUUAGCAACUGCCGUUUUGCGAGUCUUGGUUAUUCUCACCCGAAAGCGCGCUGCCGCCAAGCUUGUCGGUGAGAAGAGGAACUUGCAGCGCCUGUUCCUCAUGGCCAAGCAACUUUCAGGAUCUGGCUCUGAGCGUCUCCGGCAGACAAGAUUGACGGCCUACAUCGUGACCGUUCUCCGUCAUGUCGUCGAGGACGAAGAGAUCAUCAAGCAAAUUAUGCGUGCACAGAUCCGAAGCGACUUCCCGACCCUGCAGAGGACGCACCGUGGGACUCUGGAGAUUUCACAAUAUCUUCAUAGCAUGACUCCUGUGGCGCUUCGGGCACCUGACCUGUUUGUCGAUGUCACAAAUGAGCUGCUCCAAUUCUCGAGGUGGCAGGUGACGCCAGCAGACGACACACGAUCUCCUGGCCUGAGUAUGAAAACGCAGGAGGCAAUUGGAGAAGCGGCCGCCGACUCCAAGCCAGUUCCCGACGAGACGGCAACUGAGGACAUCAAGCAGUCUACGGAGGCCGGGGACAAGGAGAUGACAGACGUACCGAAGGCCCAUCAUGACAGCAAGCGUCCGGUCGUCGAGAACCCCGACGGGGUCAUUCAUUUCCUGCUGUGUGAACUGGUGAACUAUCGCGAGGUCGACGAUAAGGAACCAUUGCCAGCGGCAAAGGACAGCAAGCCCGAGCCUGAGACCAGCACCUCCGCCGCGGGCUCGUUGUCUAAAGACAAGGUUACGAUGGAUGAAUCUGACAAGAAGCUGUCCAAACCCGUCUUCAAAGCAGAGGAACACCCUAUCUUCGUCUACCGCUGCUUCCUGUUGAGCUGCUUGGCCGAGCUUCUCCAGAGUUAUACGAGGACCAAGGUUGAAUUCAUCAACUUCAAGCGCAGUGCGCCGCCGCUGUUGAACAAUACUCCUAUCAAACCCAGGUCCAGUAUUCUCAACUACCUCAUCUACGACUUGCUCUGCCAGGGCAACUUGAAUGGAGCCACAGAUACUAUUGCGUCUAAGAAGAAAGCUGCCACUUCCUCCUUGACGCAGAAGGUCCUGGUAGCGCUGGUCUCCAAGACCGCUGAGCGGCCUGUGGAGCGUAGCCGUGACAAAUUUGCGUACGACGACGAGAGCGACCUCCUUUUUGUCCGAAAGUUCGUGUUGGACACGGUCCUCAAAGCUUAUGAAAAGGCUCCGCUCACCGACGAGCCCUUGGAGACCCGCUACUCUCGAAUGCAAGGCCUAGCUGAGCUGAUGAAUCACAUGAUAGGCGAGAAGGACAAGGAGCAGAGCUCAGGCGUUCGAAAUGUCGACCAAGCGCAGUCUCGUUCUCAGGCUCAGCUACGGCGCCUCAUGUACGAGAAGGGCUUCGUGGACAAGCUGACAUCGUCAAUUGCGGAAAUCAGCCUCAAUUACCCUGGCGUCAAACGCGCAAUCAAGUACAUCUUGCGUGUUCUGCGGGUUCUUACGGCCACAGCCAAGGAGCUUAGCCUUUCGCCCUUGUCAAAUUCUUUACCGUCUGAUCUAACGGCGGUGGACCAGAGCGACGAGGAGUUUGCUUCCACAUCAUCUCUGUCUGACCUUGAUGACGAUCGGGAGGAGACUCCGGACUUGUAUCGCAAUUCCGCCUUAGGAAUGCUCGAGCCUCGAGGCGAGGACGACGAGUCAGAGGACGAUGAGCAAGAUGACGAAGACAUGUACGGUGAUGAGUAUGACGACGACGAGAUGGACUACGGCGAUGAUGAUAUCUCCGAUGGAGAAGACAACAUUAGCGACGAUGACGAGGAGUUGAGUGGCAUGGGCGAGAUCGAAGGUCUCCACGGCGAGCCCGGAGUCGUCGAAGUCAUCAUGGAUGAUGACGAGGAUGACGAUGACACUAGCGACGAUGACGAAGACGACGACAUGGACUCGGCUGACAUGGAAGACGUCGAGGAUCGCGUUGAGAUCGUGGACGAAGAAGGCAACCCCGUUGAUGAUGAUGGGGACUCUGGAUGGGAGAGUGAGAGUGACGCUGGAGACGCAGAAGAUCCAGAAGCCGAUGAUAUCGACUAUGACGCCGAGGUUCAGGAUGAAGAGGAAGCCCACAUCCACGGCCUGGGACCGCAUGAACUGCUAGACAACAUGGCACGGGCAAUAAUGCGCGGCGAUAACGAGGGAUACGAGCAAGAUCUCGGCCUUGACGAUCACUACUUGGACGAGGGUCACGACGAUGAAGAAGACGACGACGAUGACGACGAGGACAUUGACGACGAGGAAUACAUAUACGAUGAUGACUACCCCGAGGACCAGAUGCCUCACAUGCCGUCUGGCCUCGGGUGGGACUCACUGAACGCAGAUAUGGAUGACGGGCACCGUCCGCUCUUCGUCCUCGACGGCAGUCAUAGGAGACCCAUGCUCGCUCGUAUGGAACGCAGCCCGUUUCCGCCCCGCUUCAACACUGGCGCGCAUCGGGAUCACUUGGAUUUCCGAAGCUACUUCUCUCGCAGCCACCGGCCCGCCGGUGCACAGCCGAAUGCUGAGGACGGUGUGAACCCUCUCCUGCGACGUACCGACCACGCCGCCGAUGGCGCACCACGGGUGGGCCAUUCCCAUUCGCCAUCUCUUCGAUUUGGUCCUGGCCGGCAUGUCAUCGAUGGGCCUAUGGGUCUCUUGGGCGAGCUGAUGGAGUUUCUUCCAAUCAUGGGCCGCAAUGGCAACCAAGCGUUUCACUUCCAGAUUACAGGAGGACCUGGUGGUGUGCGCGAGGCACGAGAGCUCGCCAGUACGUCUCGCUGGGCUAGAGGCGACCAGCGUCGCGAUGGCUCGUCGACCCAAGAACCCCACCAGGCAGUGUCGUUCGCGCCCGAGUCAACAAUGGACCGCUACCAGGAGGAGGCUCGGAUGAUUUUCGGCUCGGCGCAUAACACGGAAGCCGGCAAGCUCGCGAAUGCAAUCGUAGCGAACCUCACGCCAGCGGCCAUAGAGCGAGAGAAGAAGCUCAAGGCUGAGGAGGCCGAGAUCGAGAAGCGGGUGGAGGCAGAGCGGAAGAGGCGCGAUGAGGAGCGCAAGGCUCGAGAGGCCAAGGAAGCGGAGGAGAGGGCCGCUCGAGAAAAGAAAGAAGCCGAGGAGAGGGAGGCAGCCGAGAGAGCCGCUGCAGAGGCCGCUGCGGCCAACAACACCGCCAGUGAGCAGGCAGCAUCGGCUGCCGACACUGAAGUCGGUGUCAUGGAAGGCAUCGAAAGCACGGAGCCCACUGCAACGGCUGGAAGUGAUCUUCAGACCAGCACAUCUGCUGCCAACCAGCCACGUGUAAUGACCACUCUCAGGGGCGAAGAAGUCGAUGUCACGGAACUAGGCAUUGACCCUGACUACCUGGCCGCCUUGCCCGAGGAGUUCAGAGAGGAGGUCAUUGCUCAGACUGUAAGCGAGAGACGUUCGCAAGCCCGCGAGGAGGCCGCCACGGGAGAGUCCACGGAGGUGUUCCAGGAAUUCCUUGACGCUCUUCCCGAGGAGCUGCGUUUGGAAAUUGCUCAGCAGGAACGACAAGACGAACGCCGACGUCUACGGGAGGGGAGCCGACGGCAGCCGGCGCAAGGUGGCCAGAGCGCCGCCGCCGCCGAGAUGUCUCCUGCCAGCAUUCUUCUCACAUUCCCGCCAGAGUUGCGGGAACAGGCUCUCAUCGACCAGGGAGAGGAUCUCAUGGAUCAGCUGCCCCCGGAGUUGGCCGCCCAAGCUCGCGCACUUGUCCAGCAGCACGCGCCUGUUCCCCAGCAGGGUGGCAUCCACUCCAUUGUCGCACCCGGAAGAACACCUCCCAGCGGAGCCAGAGUGACGGCUGGUACCGGAGCUGAGGGGCAGAGCGAGAACAAGGUCCAGCGCCGCACUGUGGUGCAGAUGCUGGACAAGUCCGGCAUUGCAACUUUGCUGCGACUCAUGUUCAUUGCACAGCAGGGCUCGAUUCGCAACUACUUGUUCAGUGUUUUUGCGGACGUCUGCGAGAAUCGACAGAACCGCCUCGAGGUUGUUAGCAGCAUUCUGCAGAUUCUUCAAGAGGGAAGCAUCGACAUGAGCGCCGUCGAGCGCAGCUUUGGCCAGCUGUCGUUGAAGGCCCGGAGACACAAGGAAAAGGACGAGCCGAAGACUCCUCAGACCCUUAAGCGGACGCUGACAAGCAUCGGAGCGACUUCCACGACACAGCCGAACUCGGAAACCUCGCCUCUGCUCAUUGUUCAGCAAUGCUUGGAUCUUCUCGUCGACCUCUGUACCAGGAGCCAUCACAUCCCAUGGCUGUUCUUGACGGAGCAUGAAAUCGUCGGCUCCACUUUGAAGAGGGCACUGAGUCGAAAAGGCAAAGCAAAGGAUUCAAAGGCCCAUAAGUACGCCAUCAACUCCUUGCUGACCUUAUUGGACCGUGAGCUCGUCACCGAAAGCUCGCUGGUUAUGACCCACCUUGCCGACUUACUAAACCGGGUCACCAUGCCUUUGCAAAACCUUGAGCGUCGCCGGAAGGAGACUCAAGUGGUUGAGAAGCCAGACGAGGCUGGUGGUGAGAAACCAGAGACCGGUGCUGGCCAAGAAACAGCAGCAGAUGAGCCCAACAACGAUGCUACAACUGCGCUUGCUCAGCACGAGGGCGAGGAACAAAAGGCGCCCGGCGCCGAGGACGAAAGCAAAGCAAAAGAGUCCUCGAAGAGACCAAAGCAGUUGCAGGCGCCCAUCAUCCCGACGCAGAACCUGAUUCUGGUCGUUCGCAUUUUCGUCGCAAGAGAAUGCAACUCCAAGACGUUCCAAAACACGAUCUCGACCAUCAAGAACCUUUCCGCGAUUCCGGGAGCCAAAGAAGCAUUUGGAGAAGAGCUUGUCCGCCAAGCCCGACUGCUGAGCGAGAACAUCGUCUCAGAUCUCGACGAUCUGCUUCCGCACAUUGAUCAAGCAGCCAACGGGACAGAGAUUCAAGGCCUCGCGCUAGUCAAGUUCUCUCCGGGAGCGUCCGAGCAAAACAAACUGCUCCGCGUGCUCACGGCGUUGGAUCAUCUGUUUGACGGCAAGAAGAAGACGGGUGAUGACAAGGACACGGCGGCUGGGGAAGACAAGAAGUACCUGGUCGACUCGCUGUACCACAAUUCGACCUUCCCAUCAAUGUGGGAAAAGCUGAGCGCGUGCCUCAGCGCCAUUCGACAGCGAGAGACCAUGCUCAACGUCGCCACCAUCUUGCUUCCCUUGAUCGAGUCCCUCAUGGUGGUCUGUAAGAACACGACCGCAGAGGAGCAGCCCAAGGAGCCCUGGACGAAGGACACGGCCGCCCCGAAGCCGGAUGCCGAGCAUUACACAGCCGACCUCUUCUUCCAUUUCACAGGAGAGCAUCGACGCAUCCUCAACGAACUUGUGCGCAACAACCCGAAGCUCAUGUCCGGCACAUUUGCGUUGCUGGUCAAAAAUCCAAAGGUCCUUGAGUUUGACAACAAGCGGAACUACUUCAACCGCAGCGUCCAUUCGCGAUCGGGCCAGGGCAACGGACGCCCUUCGUACCCAGCCUUGCAGCUGUCUGUCCGUCGCGACCAGGUCUUCCGCGACUCGUUCAAGGCUCUUUACUUCAAGUCCGGUGACGAAAUGAAGUUCGGCAAGCUGAACAUCCGCUUCCAUGGCGAAGAAGGUGUUGAUGCUGGAGGCGUGACGCGCGAAUGGUUCCAAGUCCUGGCGCGGCAAAUGUUCGAUCCAAAUUACGCCCUCUUCAUCCCCGUCUCCUCAGACCGCACAACGUUCCACCCCAACAAGCUCAGCGGUGUCAACGAGGCACACUUGAUGUUCUUCAAGUUCAUUGGCCGUAUCAUAGGCAAAGCCCUGUAUGAGGGCCGCCUGCUUGACUGCUUCUUCAGCCGAGCGGUGUACAAGCGCAUUUUGGGCAAGUCGGUGUCGGUCAAGGACAUGGAGUCAUUCGACCCAGACUACUACAAAUCUCUUUGCUGGAUGCUCGACAAUGACAUUACUGAUAUCAUUACGGAGACAUUCUCAGUUGAGGAUGAUGAGUUUGGCGUUACCAACGUGGUCGACCUCGUUCCAAACGGUCGAGAAAUAUCCGUGACGGAGGAAAACAAGCAGGAGUACGUCCGCCUUGUGGUGGAGCACAAGCUUCUGUCCUCGGUAAAGGAGCAGAUGGAGAAUUUCUUGAAGGGUUUCCAUGAAAUCAUUCCUGCCAACCUGAUCUCCAUCUUUAGCGAGCAGGAGCUGGAACUCCUGAUCUCGGGCCUGCCAGAUAUUGACAUUGAUGACUGGAAGAGCAACACGGAAUACCAGAAUUACACGCCGUCUUCUCAGCAGAUUCAGUGGUUCUGGCGAGCAGUCCGAUCACUUGAUAAGGAGGAGCGAGCCAAGCUUCUGCAGUUCGUCACCGGCACGAGCAAAGUCCCUCUCAAUGGCUUUAAGGAGCUGGAGGGUAUGAAUGGUGUGAAUCGUUUCAACAUUCAUCGCGAUUAUGGUAGCAAAGACCGACUACCCUCGUCGCAUACAUGCUUCAAUCAGCUCGAUCUCCCCGAGUACGAGACUUACGACAUGUUGCGCUCGCAGCUCGUCAAAGCCAUUACACAAGGCAGCGAGUACUUUGGUUUCGCCUAAAUAGACGACGUGUGGAGGCAAAGCCCGAGCGUGCCAUGGCGCUCAGGCGUUGGGAGCAUGGGAGUCCCGAGCUGGACACUACUCCUUGGUUUGCUGUGUUACUUUGCACUUUCCCUUUCGGGGAUGUAAUAUUUAGGGAAUGGCCUCGGGAAGGACUGGAAUGCCCGCGAGCGCGGUCUCUCAAACUUCCUAUCUCGUAGUCUUUGAGAAGUGCAGGUCUCAGAGGCUGCUUGGGUUGCUUGGGAAGCGCCGUGGAUGGUGGCAAUUAGGCAUAUUGGAGUGUAGAGUAGGGCCAAUUGGCCACAAGCAUUAGACAAGCAAGAAUACAGCAGACAAAGGAUGCCAC